CCCCCACCUUCCCCCCCGCCACCCCCCCCCCCCCCCCCCACCCACCCCCCCCCCCCCCCCCCCCCCCCCCCCCCCCCCCCCCCCCCCCCCCCCCCCCCACCCCCCCCCCCCCCCCCCCCCCCCCCCCCCCCCCCCCCCCCCCCCCCCCCCCACCCCCCCCCCCCCCCCCCCCCCCCCCCCCCCCCCCCCCCCCCCCCCCAUCCCCCCCCCCCCCCCCCCCCCCCCCCCCCCCCCCCCCCCCCCCCCCCCCCCCCCCCCCCCCCCCCCCCCCCCCCCCCCCCCCCCCCCCCCCCCCCCCCCCCCCCCCCCCCCCCCCCCCCCCCCCCCCCCCCCCCCCCCCCCCCCCCCCCCCCCCCCCCCCCCCCCCCCCCCCCCCCCCCCCCCCCCCCCCCCCCCCCCCCCCCCCCCCCCCCCCCCCCCCCCCCCCCCCCCCCCCCCCCCCCCCCCCCCCCCCCCCCCCCCCCCCCCCCCCCCCCCCCCCCCCCCCCCCCCCCCCCCCCCCCCCCCCCCCCCCCCCCCCCCCCCCCCCCCCCCCCCCCCCCCCCCCCCCCCCCCCCCCCCCCCCCCCCCCCCCCCCCCCCCCCCCCCCCCCCCCCCCCCCCCCCCCCCCCCCCCCCCCCCCCCCCCCCCCCCCCCCCCCCCCCCCCCCCCCCCCCCCCCCCCCCCCCCCCCCCCCCCCCCCCCCCCCCCCCCCCCCCCCCCCCCCCCCCCCCCCCCCCCCCCCCCCCCCCCCCCCCCCCCCCCCCCCCCCCCCCCCCCCCCCCCCCCCCCCCCCCCCCCCCCCCCCCCCCCCCCCCCCCCCCCCCCCCCCCCCCCCCCCCCCCCCCCCCCCCCCCCCCCCCCCCCCCCCCCCCCCCCCCCCCCCCCCCCCCCCCCCCCCCCCCCCCCCCCCCCCCCCCCCCCCCCCCCCCCCCCCCCCCCCCCCCCCCCCCCCCCCCCCCCCCCCCCCCCCCCCCCCCCCCCCCCCCCCCCCCCCCCCCCCCCCCCCCCCCCCCCCCCCCCCCCCCCCCCCCCCCCCCCCCCCCCCCCCCCCCCCCCCCCCCCCCCCCCCCCCCCCCCCCCCCCCCCCCCCCCCCCCCCCCCCCCCCCCCCCCCCCCCCCCCCCCCCCCCCCCCCCCCCCCCCCCCCCCCCCCCCCCCCCCCCCCCCCCCCCCCCAGGACUGCCUAGGUACAGAAAGUGCCCUGUUAUCAGGACUGCCUAGGCACAGGAAGUGCACUGUUAUCAGGACUGCCUAG
Staurois parvus is the source of this 1236-nucleotide messenger RNA. The record is from the annotation of a GenBank genome assembly. Lineage: Eukaryota; Metazoa; Chordata; Amphibia; Anura; Ranidae.